Molecule: messenger RNA, 905 nt
Organism: Lepisosteus oculatus (spotted gar)
Lineage: Eukaryota; Metazoa; Chordata; Actinopteri; Semionotiformes; Lepisosteidae
Gene: sh2d1aa
Product: SH2 domain containing 1A duplicate a
Biological process (GO): negative regulation of bone resorption; regulation of immune response; negative regulation of signal transduction
Cellular component (GO): cytosol
Source: RefSeq, a predicted model, not a curated record
AACCGACUAAUUUCAUUUUGAUGUUGGAGAUGGAGAGACUGAACCACUUGUGAUGUUAUUUCCUGUGUUUCUUUCUUUCUAUUCGUUAUUAUCUCAUUUCCUGCACACCCCAGUUAUUUGAACACUUCUCUGACAAUACUUGCAACUUGCAUCACCUUGGUUUUAGCAGCAUGAUGGAUUCUUUGUCUGUUUAUCAUGGAGGCAUCAGCCGGGAAACAGGUGAAAAACUUCUGAGUGCUGCUGGGAAAGAUGGCAGUUAUUUAAUACGAGACAGCGAGAGCGUGCCUGGUGUAUAUUGCCUCUGUGUGCUAUUCAAAGGCUUUGUCUACACAUAUAGGCUGUACCAGGUUGAAGGGGGAUCUUGGACAGCUGAGACAGCUCCCGGUGUCCAUAAAAGAAUGUUUCGGAAGAUCAAGAACUUGAUAGCAGCCUACCAGAAACCUGACCAGGGCAUUGCAAUUCCUUUGCUUUAUCCAGUUACCGUUGAAAAUAACUAUAUCAGUAAAUCCAAGACUGGGCACGAUACUGAAUCUUACAUGCAUUAGAUAGAAGUUUGGCUGAGUCAAAGAGUUGUCAAAACGCCAUCAUUUUCUGAAAAUGUCCUUUGUUACUCCCUCUGUGCAAUGACUUCAGCUCAAUGAUACAAUGUGCUUAUAAAAUGUUUUUAUUUUGCAGACCUUGUAUUUCACUUGGAGUUUUCCCUGUUUUUACAUGAACUGUCCAUUUAGCCAUUUUAAUAAGGAAUAUACGUGAUCAUCUGCAAUCAUUGGUGGAUGCCGAGUGCUUCCCUAUCUGUGAUACGAUUUGGUGUAACAAGAUCAAAUAAAUGACUGCAUUAGAAAAAAAUGGCAAAAUAGGAUAGAGCACAGCUUUUAAAAAAUCGGACAAUUUGAAAGGUGUAAAAA